AUGAUUGCAGAAUGUCGAUUAUAUUAUAAAAAUAAUCCAUUAGAAUUGAAAAAAAUUGAUGAAUUCGAAAAUAAUUAUUCUCCUGAAACAGUUAUAAAUUGUGUUGGUAAUCUCGUUUGUCCGAAUUCAUUUUUUUCGACAACAGAAGAUCUUUUAUUAGCACAAUUAUUUGUUGCAGGUAGUUGUAAUUCCGAAUGUGUCUUAUUUCGAAUUGAUAUUUCUGAUUCGUAUUAUCAUAAUGUAAUUAAUACAUCAAAAUGUACAUGUCCAUUUUUAAAAUUAGAACAUUUAAGUCAAUAUCAAAGUGAAAAUGAAGUCAUCUUUUCGAUGGGAGCAUUAUUUCGAAUUGAAUCUAUUGAAAAAUAUGAUAUGUGGUAUGUUUGUCUAAAAUUUGAAGGAGAAAAUGAUGAAUCAGACGAAAAUUUUAACAUAACUGAAGAAUUACAAAACGGAAAAUACGAUUGGCAGGAUAGAUGUAAUGUUGAAGAUCGAAUUCUAUUAUUAACUGAAAAAUUUCCACAAUCAUCUAGAAAUAUUGUAAAUAUUUAUAUUAAAUAUGGUGUUUUUCAUGACAUAAAUAAAUUAACAAGUGAAGAAACUUUAACUACAUAUCGAAAAGGAUUUGAAUUAUUAACGAAAUGUUUGCCUAAUUAUAAUUAUUCAAUUACUGUUGCUAUGUAUUUGAGUAUUGCACUUCAUGUAGCCGAAACUUAUUUAUAUUUUGAUCAUAAUAGUUCACUUAUUUGUUAUAACUAUCUUGCCGUAAUUCAUCAAUUAGAAGAUCAAUACACAGAAGCAUUGUCAAUUUAUGAAAAAAUAUUAUCAAUUGCAAUUGAACAAGAUAAUAUAUCGGCAUUACUCGCUAUUUAUAAUGACAUAAGUUGUAUUACUGGUGACUUUGAUAAUUAUGACUACCAAAUGAUAUGUUUAGAAAAGAUUGUAGAAAUUAGAAAAAAAUUAGGUUGCGAGACUUUAGAAGAUACUUAUUAUAAUUUUGGAUCGUGCUAUGAAAGACAAGAAAAUUUCGGUAUGGCAUUAUAUUAUUACAAACAAUAUUUUCUAUGUUUAAUGAAUAACAAUGCACGUAUGAUUGAUUUAAUGAGAAUCUAUUCUCAAAUCGGAAACAUGUACGAAAAAUAUAAUUAUUAUAUUGCAGCUUUACAAAUUUACAUUCGUAUUCUUAUGAUAGAAUUAACCCCACUACCGUUGUAUCAUCGUUCACUAUUUCAUAAAUAUGAAAAUGUAAUUAAAUCUAUUCAACGUUUAAUUAAAUGUAAAUAUUCAAAAAAAUUGAAACACUAUUUUCAAUUAUUAAUUUCAAGAUCAUCCUCUUCAAUUCUUUUUACCAAAUUUAUUAAAAAAAUUAAAAUUCUUUUCUAUUUCGAAUUAGAUCAUCCGAAUUCAUUAAAAACAUCUUUAAAUAUAUUACUCAAACGAGUUUUAAUAGAGUACAACAAUCGAAGAAUGUAUGAAAAUUCUUUGAAGAAUUUACAAAGACUAAGUAAACAAUUUCUACAAAUAAGAUCACCAUGUUUUGCAAAAAUCUAUUACAAUACACAAAUGUUACAAACAUUACAAUCAACAUUAGAUGAUUAUCGACUAUCUCUUUAUUUAAUUCAACGAGCUUAUUUUUCAACCUCUUAUGUUGAUCACUGUGAAGCACGAAAAAGUUAUUCAUCCACUAAAAAAUCUUCAACUGAUAUUGGACGAGUGAUUAAUGCAUUUACUCGUUCUUCUCAUGCAACUCUGUGCCAAAAUAGAAUACGACAAAAGCCUUGGCAUCGUCAUCGAUCGUCGUGGAUUUAUAAAUACCGAUUUUGUGGAUGUUUCAAGGAUUCAUCUGCAUUAUGGAAUCGCUGUACAAGACGAUGGGUUAAAUUUUGUAAGAUUUAA
Molecule: messenger RNA, 1893 nt
Organism: Rotaria sp. Silwood2
Lineage: Eukaryota; Metazoa; Rotifera; Eurotatoria; Philodinida; Philodinidae
Source: the annotation of a GenBank genome assembly